Messenger RNA from Brachypodium distachyon (stiff brome), 2479 nucleotides. RefSeq names its product cyclin-T1-2. The transcript has 7 exons. Gene Ontology annotation, cellular component: cyclin/CDK positive transcription elongation factor complex; nucleus. NCBI's taxonomy places the organism in Eukaryota, Viridiplantae, Streptophyta, Magnoliopsida, Poales, Poaceae. The coding region runs from base 287 to 1972 and encodes 561 amino acids. Gene Ontology annotation, molecular function: cyclin-dependent protein serine/threonine kinase activator activity. The record is from RefSeq and is a predicted model, not a curated record. Gene Ontology annotation, biological process: positive regulation of DNA-templated transcription, elongation; regulation of transcription by RNA polymerase II.
AGACGGCGAGGACCUGUUCGGGGGUCGUCGUGCUCCCACCUCAUCCGAACGAACGCCGCAGCAAAAAUCCCGACGAUAUUUUCCCCCUCCCCACCAAACCCCAGCGGCCCCAAAAUUUUUAGGGUUUGUUAAUCUUCUCCCCGUGCGCCGAUCCAUCAGGUUGCUUAACAGAAUUGAAGUGAAAUCCAGUAUACAUACGAAUAACCAAGAGUUUCUUCUGGAACUUCCUCUGAAGGAUACAGGGGAAGUUGUGGAGUUCUCUCCAGCAGGUUUCUCUAACAUUCUGAUGGAUGGGGGAUCCAAGAGCAUUGAGAAAUUAUCAUGUGAGCACAUGUACUCCUGGUACUUCACCAAGGAAGAAUUGGAGAAGCUCUCUCCAUCAAGAAAAGAUGGUAUCACUGAAAGCAAAGAGUCAGAGAUUCGGCACUUAUGCUGUUCAUUUAUUCGGGAUGUUGGCAUUAGACUGAAAAUACCUCAGAUGACUAUAGCAACAGCAAUAAUGUUUUGCCAUCGCUUCUAUCUACACCAGUCCCUGGCCAAAAACGGAUGGCAGACAAUUGCAACAGUAUGUGUAUUUCUUGCAUCAAAAGUUGAAGACACACCUUGUCCUCUGGACCUGGUAACGAGAGUAGCAUAUGAAACAAUGUAUAGGAAGGACCCAGCUACGGCUCGAAGAAUUCAACAAAAGGAUGUUUUUGAGAAGCAUAAAGCACUCAUUUUGAUCGGAGAAAGAUUGCUUCUUAAGACUAUACGGUUUGAUUUCAACAUUCAACAUCCUUAUAGACCGCUUCUAGAUGCUAUGAAAAAUCUUGGGAUCACUCAGAAGGAAGUAAAACAGGUGGCAUGGAACUUUGUGAAUGAUUGGCUUAAAACAACACUGUGCCUCCAAUAUAAGCCCCAGUACAUAGCUGCUGGUUCGCUCUACUUGGCUGCGAAACUUCACGAUGUGAAGCUUCCUUUGCAUGGGGCACAUGUGUGGUGGCACCAAUUUGAUGUUGCCCCAAAGCCUUUGGAAGCUGUCAUUCAGCACAUGAUGGAGCUGGUUGGCUUGAAAAAAAUGCUGCUUGCUCGUGCCAGUCCAGUUAAGCAAAAGGAAGCUCCGUCUGAAGCAAAGCUGCUCAUAUCUAACAGCCCGGACUCUGUGUUGAAUGUAUCUAGCUUGUCUACAAGCAGCACAAGUCCUGAUAUUGGCGAGCCAUGUGACAACCUGAAGGUGGAUUCGAACCAAUACAUGAUAAGCGGGCAUACUGGCGAUUGCAGGGUCUCUCAGACUGCUGGGACUAUAUUGAAUGUUAGUGCCAACAGUCCUCGUAAAUGUCAUAAGGGAGAGAGGUUGGAUCAGUCCUCGAUAACCAAACAUAGUAAUGGGGUGGUCUCACCCAUUCAUCAGACAUCGUCAGAUAAAAUUGCAACCAUUGAUGCCAAUGCUAAAUGUGUGGAGCAGGGAAUAAGCAAUUGUAAUAGCUCCAGUAACAAACUGAAUUGCGACAACAUGAGCCAAGCAUCAAGAUAUCAGCACAGUGAUAAUUUAGUGAACUCACGUUUGGAUGGAGGAUCAUUGGAUAGUGAUGUUAACAGCAAGUGCAGUUCUAGUGGCCGUGGCAAUGUUGGCAGCGUGUGCUCUGUUCUGAGAUUGGCUGGUGAUACAGCAGGUGCCAUAGAAAACGCACCACCAGUUCGGACGGAGGUUGAUCACUCGAGUGUGGAACUUAAGAAGAUAGACGUUGCACGUAUAAAGGAUUUGUUGAUGAAGAGGAAGCGGCGGGUGGAAAUCCGUAAGCAGGAUAUUCCUUCAGAUGACCUAAGUGAAGAAGCCUGGAUCGAGAGAGAGCUUGAAUCAGGGAUUGAGGUUGGACAAAGUAAUGACCAGGUUGCUUUAGAUGGUUUGAGUGCAGAUGAUUGGAUUGAAAGAGAACUUGAAUCUGGUAUUAUAGUUGAGCCAAGACCUGCUGCCAGGAAACGGAAGCUAUAGUCAAGCUGCUGCGAGCUCAUGCGCUGCUGCAUUCAUGGAGUGUUUCGUUGAUCAAGUGAAUAAAUGACCAGGGGAAAUACAUGGGAAAUCAACGCACAUUAAGGAGCGUAGAAUGUCAGAACAGGUAGGAGCUCCAUUGUUGUCCCCUUUCGAUUCAGUUGUAUUAACCAGACACCUCGAGUCCUAUAAACACAAGUGGAUUGUCACGGUCGGAUCUCCUUCCUUUUUUAUAUACAGGAUCACAUCCAUUCUUAUGAUUUUUUGUGUGCCCACUGUAACCUGGGUCAUUCCAAAUGCCCGACGGCCUUAGAUUAUAGGUGUAACUGUAACAGGAAUCAUCAAUUGUUUAGUCCUCAUAGAAACUAAUUUUUUGUGUAACUGUAAUUGUCAAGAAAAGUAAACAAUUCUUUGGUGUAUAUCCUGUAAACUCAAGGUGAACCAAUGCUAAAAUUGGGGUGACAGUAAUUUCCAACUAUAUUUCAUAAUUUCUGGGCAGUUUGUAAACCC